AUGCGCCCGUCGCGCGUGCUCAGCGCCCUCGUCAUUGUCCUCGCCGCGGUCGCGGUCGCGGACGCGGUGCGCGUGCGCCCGAGAUCGUUCGCGGGGGUCGGCGCGCGCGCGGGACGGCGACGACAGAUUCCACCGCCACACGAUGGAUUCGGGGCGAAACCGCGACGGAUGGCGUCGACGCGCGAUGCCGUGGGCGUCGACGGACGCGUCAAGGACGGCGCGAGGGACGCGGCGUACGCCGAACGCCUGCGGGCGAGACGCGAGGGCGAGGGGAGAGGGAAGGAUGUCGGGACGUCGAGACGACGGUUGACGCAGACGGCGGCGAUGGAGACGGAUGAGGCGUGGACGAACGCGGCAGACGUCCCGGAAUGGACGACGUGCGAUGGGUGUCGGCUCACGGUGAGAGGGUUGCACGCGGAUGCGGUGGUGGCGGCGAGAACGACGCCGCAGUCGUCGUGGCGGGCGUUGGACGAGACGCUCAGGGAGGAGGUGGUUGCGUUGGCGUGGCGAGAGACGACGUGCGGUCGGUUUAAGAACGUGAGUGCGGUGAUUAUGGAUGAGAACAAGCGGUUGGUGGACACACGGGACGGCACGAGGCACUCGGAGGUGAGUAAUCCGGCGGAGGCGCGGUUGAGACCGGAGGAGAACGCCGACACGUUCGCCGCCGCCGUGUUAUCCAACGUGUGCGCGUCGCUCAGAGACGAUGAGCAAACGCGAGAUUUGGUGGUGGCGGCGUUGGCAUCGAUCGAUGACGUUCGACCUAUGGACGAUGUCGGGGCGCGAGAUGUGUGCGAUAAGGUCGUUCCGAAUUGUACAGAAUUGUCUCGACACGAUGAAUUGUAG
This is a messenger RNA of Ostreococcus tauri, 843 nucleotides long. Its product is annotated as unnamed product. The record is from RefSeq and is a predicted model, not a curated record. The coding region runs from base 1 to 843 and encodes 280 amino acids. The transcript has a single exon. Lineage: Eukaryota; Viridiplantae; Chlorophyta; Mamiellophyceae; Mamiellales; Bathycoccaceae.